This is a messenger RNA of Tripterygium wilfordii, 2469 nucleotides long. RefSeq names its product protein JINGUBANG-like. The record is from RefSeq and is a predicted model, not a curated record. The transcript has a single exon. Gene Ontology annotation, molecular function: protein binding. NCBI's taxonomy places the organism in Eukaryota, Viridiplantae, Streptophyta, Magnoliopsida, Celastrales, Celastraceae. Bases 419 to 1813 code for a protein of 464 amino acids.
UAUUAUUUAUAAAUAUAAUGUUUUGAUUUUGUUACAAAAUAAUUUACAAAAUUCAGAAAAAAAAUAUAUAUUUAAAUGAGGCAGGAAUGUUAACCCAAAAUAGAAUAGCGCCAACGACCACUGGAGGAAUAAUAACCGAUCCCAACCAAUUAAACUAACAUCCACCGUAUUGUACACUUUCGACCGCACACGUGUCAAGAUCCCAUAUACCCUACGUUCUGUACCGUUCAAUUUAUAUAUACUCCCUCUAACAUCUCCCGCCUUUGUCUCUUUACCUCAUUUGCUGUCCACAAUCCUCCAUUCCUCUCAACCACCAUUUUUAUUCCCUUUCUUUUGUUUAGUUCUCUGCCUAAUUUCACAUUUUGACUAUUUUUUUGGGUAGAUUUUGUAUUUUGUUUUCAAUUUGUAUGGGAUUUGAAUGAGAGGAGGAGACACAAUGUUUGUGGACAGCAAUAGCCAAUCGAGAUCCAAAUUCGGUAAAAACGCAGUGCAUUCGGAUCCAAAUCUUGCAAUGAACGACAACGAUGACGAUCAGAUUUCGACCCGUAAUAGCAGUGCUUCUGCUGUUGGGUCCGGGUUCUAUGACUCGAGCCGCAUGAGCUGCGAAGGGUCACCCAUGAUGAUGUCCCCUUGGAACCAAACCUCCUCACCAUUCAAAUCACAAUGGUCUGAAUUACCCGAAAAUAUCCCACAAAACGCACUCAUCGGGUCGCUCGUUCGCGAAGAAGGUCAUAUUUAUUCCUUGGCCGCAGCAAAGGACCUUCUUUACACCGGAUCCGAUAGCAAGAACAUCCGGGUCUGGAAAAAUUUGAAGGAAUUCUCUGGUUUCAAAUCCAGCAGUGGUUUGGUUAAAGCUAUAGUAAUCUCCGGCGAAAAAAUCUUCACCGGUCACCAAGACGGUAAGAUCCGAGUAUGGAAGAUAUCGCCAAAAAACCCAGCCGUACACAAACGGGCCGGGUCACUACCCACUUUGAAGGACAUAUUCAAAAGCUCAAUCAAGCCCAGCAAUUAUGUUGAAGUUAGACGACACCGUACUGCUCUGUGGAUCAAGCACUCCGACGCCGUUUCCUGCUUGAGUUUGAGUGAGGACAAAACGCUGUUGUACUCUGCUUCCUGGGACAGAACCGUUAAAGUGUGGAGAAUCUCCGAUUCCAAAUGCCUUGAAUCAAUUAACGCUCAUGACGACGCCGUUAAUUCGGUCGUUGCGAGCUUUGAAGGACAGGUAUUCACCGGCUCCGCUGACGGGACUGUCAAAGUGUGGAGAAAAGAGCAGCAUGGGAAAGUCACAAAGCACCCGCACAUGCAGACUCUGUUGAAACAUGAAUGUGCGGUCACAGCUUUGGCCGUCAACACCUCCGGUUCGAUCGUGUACUGUGGAUCGUCCGAUGGGCUUGUCAAUUUUUGGGAGCGGGAGAAGCAAUUAUCACACGGUGGGGUUCUCAAGGGGCACACGCUGGCUGUUCUUUGUCUUGCAGCUGCAGGGAGUAUGGUGUUCAGCGGAUCAGCGGAUAAGACGAUAUGUGUGUGGAGGAGGGAUGGAACCAUCCACACGUGUCUCUCUGUGCUGACGGGGCACACGGGCCCAGUCAAGUGCUUGGCAGUGGAGGAGGAUAGUGAGGCAUCCAGUAAAGGUGAUAGACGGUGGGUUGUGUACAGUGGCAGCCUUGAUAAGUCGGUGAAGGUUUGGAGCGUGUCGGAGAUGGCGCCUGAUCGUAAUCAGGUGGCUAUCAUGCAACAACAGAUGGGGUCGGAUUUGGACUCAGAGCCGUCCGAUGGAAGCUUCUCCUCUGCAGCCAGGGACAGACGGCUCUGAUCACAAGGACCUGUGAUCAAACCAGAUUGUCUAAUGAGAACACGUGUCUUAUGUACAGUGGAAACGCUAGAACUAAUAAAUAUUGACACAUGGACAAAUAUGUAGGCUUUUGAUGUAUUUGGGGGAUUGAGGGGGUUGGGGUGAACCCUAAACUUCUCGUACUUUGAUUGGUAUAUCUCAAUAUCGAAUUCUGCAUAUAAGAAUGUCGCAUGGGAGUGGAUUAAUAUAAAUGCACUAGACAAUUAUGUUGCUUUAUCGUAAUUCAAUAUGAGAAACCAUAUUAUGACACUAAUAAUGUGAUUAUUAUCUGUGCUUACUCUAUCCCUCAAGUGUAAAAUACUUUUUUUGAAAAACCGAGAAUGACAAUCUACUAGCUCGCGUUUGGGGCAUUCGAUAAGAGUCUAAACUCGGACCGACAGUCUCGGACAUACAAAAAUUUUCCACUUGCUAACAUGAUAAGUUGAGUUAAAACUUGAUGCAUGACCACAAGAGUAUUGAUCCCAAUGAGAAUUGAACUUAGAAAUCUCCCAAAUUCAUACAUUUUGGCCCUAGAGAAAUUCAUUAAGUUAUAACUCAAGUGAUUCUUAAGAGUGUGUUUAGAUUGAGGGAUUUGGAGGAAAGGGAAAGGAAGAGAAAUAGAGUUUCCUUUCAAUUCC